AUGGGUUUGGAUCCUAUGAACCAUGCUAUAGCGAAGAAUGCGGCGGACGGAUCGUUUAUGGACAAGUCUGUUGCAAGAGUUACGCAAAUACAUGACAAGAUGGCAAAACACAAUCAAGCUUGGCAUUCUAAGGAUACUUCGGGCGGAGUUGCAUAUGGUUCUCCUUCCUUGACCAACUUGAUCAAGGAGAAUCAAGAGAGGGACCAAAUAAUUGCAGGGUUGGCCAUAAAUGUAAAUGUGUUGACAAAAAUGUUCACGGAAAAUCAAACAAAAAAGGUGAAUGUAGUCGAGGAUGUGCAACCCAUCUCCAAUGAAGAGUUUGAAGAAGAUAACUACAUCAACAACCCUCAAGGAGGGUAUCAAAGACAACAUUAUCAGGGUCAAGGGCAACAAAGUCAAUGGAGGCCAAACCCGCAAGGGCAAGGCAACCAACAAUGGAGACAUGACCAAGGCGGCUCAAACCAAGGGAAUUGGAACAACAACAACAACUUUUCUAACCGGAGUUCAAACCCUUAUGUUCCUCCAAAGGGUCAAUAUUUGAACCAAGGGUCUUCUAGUGAAUCGAAGUUGGAAGCUAUGCUUGAGCGGGUGUUGCAAAAUCAAGAAAAAUCUGAUGCUUCCAUGAGGAACAUGACCGAAGUUGUUGGAUCUCAUACCACCUCCAUCCAAAAAUUGGAGAUGCAAAUGAGAGACCUCUCCAAAGAGCAAAAUCCAAAACAAAAAGGAACACUCCCUAGUGACACGUUUGCAAAUCCAAGAGGUAGUGGGAGUGGUCCAACUUCUCACAUCGUGGAAAUCACUACUGGGAGUGGGAAAGUGCUACACGGAGAUGGUGAACAAACGGUUGAAGAAGAAGAGUCCGAACAAAGGGUUGAGGUUGAAGAGCCAAGUGUUGUCGAGGUUGAAAAGAGUCCGGAAGAGUUGCAAGUGCAAAAAGAGAACCGGCAAGAGGUAAAGGAAAAAGUGAAAGAGGCACCAAAAGCUCUUCCACCUAUUCCUAGACCUCCUCCCCCAUUUCCUCAAAGGCUCGCAAGAAAGAUUGAUGAUAGCAAACUUGAGAAGUUCUAUGACAUCCUCAAGCAAUUAACGGUGAAUAUUCCUUUUGUGGAAGCCUUUCAAGAGAUGCCGGGGUUUGCUAAAUAUUUAAAAGAUUUGAUCACCAAAAAGAAGACCACAAAGAAUGAGGUAGUAAACAUGACUCACCGGGUUAGCUCCAUUAUUGCCACAACCAACAUCCAAAAGAAAGAAGACCCGGGAGCUUUCACCAUUCCUUGCACCAUCGGGGCCCGUGACUUUGCAAGAGCGUUAUGUGAUAAUGGGGCUAGCAUCAACUUAAUGCCUCUUGCCAUAUAUAAGCAAGCAGGGUUGGGGAUGCCAAGGCCCACUAGUAUGAGAUUGCAAAUGGCCGAUCGGUCAAUCAAACGCCCGGCAGGAAUUGUUGAUGAUUUGAUAAAAGAAACCCCUAUCAUUUUGGGGAGACCAUUCCUAGCCACGGGAAGGGCACUCAUGGAUUCGGAGCGGAAUGAAAUUAAAUUCCGGGUGAAUGAUGAAGAAGUCACAUUUCAAGCGAGCAAGGGUAUGAAGCUACCCCAUGAGUAUGCGGGCAUUUCAGUGAUAGAUGUUGUUGAUGAGGUAGAAAGUGCCGUCGAAAUGAAAAUGGAAGAACAAUGCCUUAGUGAGGCAUUGGCGGCUAUUUUGGUCAACUUUGAUGGUGAGGACAUGGAUGGGUACAUGGAGUCGGUAAAUGCAUUGGAGGGUCUUGGAUCCUACACCUAUACUCCGGCAAAGCUUUCUCUUGACUUGGAAAAUAGGGCUACACCUCCCGCCAAGCCAUCAAUCAUUGAGCCACCACAACUAGAGCUCAAGCCACUCCCCCCCCACCUAAGGUAUAAAUUUCUUGGCUCUAAUGAUACUUUACCCGUAAUUGUUUCAUCUUUGUUGAAUGAUGUGCAGGUAGAGCAAUUGUUGGAAGUCUUGAAGGAUCAUAGGCAAGCUAUUGGAUGGACAAUUGCGGACAUCCGAGGGAUUCCCGCAGGAAUUUGUGAACACAAGAUCCAAUUGGAGAGUGACACGAAGCCAAGUGUGGAGCAUCAACGACGGUUAAACCCGUCAAUGCAAGAGGUAGUAAAGAAAGAAAUCAUCAAGUGGUUGGAUGUCGGGGUGGUCUACCCUAUUGCCGAUAGUUCUUGGUUCCGGGCCUAUUUGUUGGGAUCCAAGGUGGUAGUGUACACAGAUCAUGCUGCUCUUCGCUAUCUUAUGGCAAAGAAGGAUGCAAAGCCGCGAUGUGUUCCCGAAGAAGAAGUUAUGCCUAUUCUAAAAGCGUGCCAUGACUCGCCGGUUGGAGGUCAUCAUGGGGGAAAUCGAACGGCGGCCAAGGUACUUGAAUGUGGUUACUAUUGGCCGACAAUCUACCAUGAUGCCAAUCAAAUGGUCAAGGCUUGUGACCAAUGUCAAAGGCAAGGAUCAAUCUCCAAGAGGCAUGAAAUGCCUAUGAACUUUGUGAUGGAGAUAGAAAUCUUCGAUGUGUGGGGCAUCGAAUUUAUGGGUCCAUUUGUGAGCUCUUAUGGGAUGAAAUAUAUCUUGGUAGCUGUGGACUAUGUGUCCAAAUGGGUUGAGGCAAUUGCUUUGCCUAACAAUGAGGCAAGAAGUGUGACCGCAUUCUUGAAGAAAAACAUAUUCACUCGGUUUGGCACACCUAGAGCCAUUCUUAGUGAUGGUGGAUCUCAUUUUUGUAAUAAGGCUUUCACGGGGCUGCUAGAAAAGCAUGGCGUAAAGCACAAGGUGGCCACAACUUAUCAUCCCCAAAUCUAG
This is a messenger RNA of Nicotiana attenuata, 2811 nucleotides long. RefSeq lists its product as uncharacterized. Gene Ontology annotation, biological process: DNA integration. NCBI's taxonomy places the organism in Eukaryota, Viridiplantae, Streptophyta, Magnoliopsida, Solanales, Solanaceae. The coding region runs from base 1 to 2811 and encodes 936 amino acids. The transcript has 4 exons. Gene Ontology annotation, molecular function: nucleic acid binding. The record is from RefSeq and is a predicted model, not a curated record.